Zootermopsis nevadensis is the source of this 10841-nucleotide messenger RNA. The record is from RefSeq and is a predicted model, not a curated record. Lineage: Eukaryota; Metazoa; Arthropoda; Insecta; Blattodea; Termopsidae.
GCCUACAUCAUCUAUGUGUUGCGAGAGUACUAAUGCUCUUCGAGGUCUAUAAUUUACAUCAGGUCUUCACACUGAUCACUGUUGUGUAACGGAAUGUAGGAGGCCACGAUGUGUGUGUGUGUGUGUGUGUGUGUGUGUGUGAAAUGGGAGUACGUGUAGUAUCUAUGAUGUAGAAAGCAAUAUUCAACUUAUUGCGCAAGAAAAUUCGUUGGGAUCAAUUCCCAGCUGCACGCAGUAUGGCAACUAAGCAGCCGUCACCAGAAGUGAUCUGAAAGUUGCUUUCGGUCAGCUGACUUUAGACUGGUUGUACUGCUCUGUUCCGCUUUUAAAGUUAUUUAUAUAAACCAAUUUGGAGAUGGGAAGACAAAAGAUUCAGAACUGAAUGGUAGCCAGUCUAUAAUUGAGCUUCUCUGUUGGUGUGGAAUAUCCUGUGCCUAAGUGAACAUGGCAUCUGGAGCAUCGUCUUUAGACAGCACAGGAAGUAAUGGUACACUGUCACGUGGAUAUACUGUAUCUAACAGUGACAGAAGCCUAUCUUCAACUUCUGUCCGGGACUAUGACGGUUUGAAGCAACAGUGUGACAAAGCAAUGCAUGAAUUACAGCUGUUGAGAAGGCAGCAUAGUGAGACAAUCCGUCGCUGUGAUCACACCAUGAAAGAAUUGGAAUAUUACCGGGGACAACACAGAGCGGCAAUGAACCAGUUGGAGGCCGCUGCUCAGGAAUCUUCCACUUUACGCUCUAAAUAUGCUGAUCUGGCAUCAGAAAAGCAGCGUCUAGAUCGGGACCUACAAAGUUUGCAGAAGGAAGUGACAGAACUUAGAUGUCAACAAGAGGAUGUGAUUGUUAGUGAGAGUGGGACAAGUGAUGCUUUGAAUCAGCAUUACAUCAAUCCCCUACGGAAAUAUGAAGCAAUAAAAGAUGAAUAUGAUUCAUUAAGGAAACGCUAUGAUGAUUUGAUCUCUUCUCAUACAUCAGCAGUAAAUAAACUGGAACUAGCACAGGAAGAAGUGACCCGUUUGAAGAAGCAAUGUGAUGAAGUAGCUCAAGAGCGAAAUUCUGCUAUCCGAGAACGUAAUGGCUUGAAGCAGCAGUGUACUUCUGCGAUACGUCAAUGGGAUAUUGCUCUUCGUGAAAGGAAUGAAUACAGAGAAGCUCUUGCUAAAGUUCAACAACAACAUGAAGAAGCAGUGAAAGAGAUAAAUCAGGCUAUGGCUGUAAGAAUGAAGGCCAGCAAGGACCUGAAGAGGCUUACAGAAGAGAGGAAUGCUGCAAUGCAGGAAUACUCCCUCAUCAUGAGUGAGAGGGACACAGUGCACAAGGAAAUGGAAAAGCUGUCUGAUGAUCUUACACAGGCUUUCAAAAAAAAUAAGACAUUGGAAGUUGAGAACAAGGAUUUUGUUGAAGAGAAAAAAGCUCUGUCAUAUCAAAUAGAAACUUUGAAGCGUGAAAUUGCAUCUGCACUACAUGAUCGUGAUAAAGCAUUGAAGGAAUGUAAUGAUUUGAGGGAGAAGUUUGGUGAAUACACAGCAAAAGAAGAAUCCAGUAGAGAAGGUUUAAAGUCUAGAGUGGAGUACAAUUCUUGCAGCAGGGAACGUGAUAAUUUAAGAGAAGAUCAGACAGAAGUUCUAAAAAGCACAAGGGAUAUGUAUGGAAAAUCUCAAAAAGAAAGAAUGGAUAAUCUGGAUCAAGCAAACCAAGAGAUUGAUAGAUUACGGAAACAGCUGGAUAAAUUGCAAGUAGAGCUUCAAGAGGCUACACAAGAAGCUGAGGUUUCGAAGAGGCGGAGAGAUUGGGCAUUUAGUGAGAGAGAUAAGAUUGUGUUAGAAAGAGAGAGCAUCCGUACUCUUUGUGAUCGGCUGAGGAAGGAGCGUGAUCGAGCAGUGUCCGACCUAGCAGAAGCUCUCAGGGACUCUGAUGAUAUCAAGAAACAGCGGAAUGAAGCUUCGAAACAGCUCAAAGAUCUCAAGNAAAAGAUGGAAGCUGAACAGGAAAAGGAAACUAGAAUGCAGCAGUUCCACACUGUUGGUCACAAUCACAGUCAUGACUCUGCUAUUGAUGCUGACCUCCAAGAGUGGGAGACAGAAAUACUGGAUAUUGAUUUGAGUGGACUUGCUUCUGAUGAUGACCUUGGUUUUGAUUUGGUUGGUGGAAGAGAUGACCCACAUUAUCCCAACGACAGUGGCAUUUAUGUAUCAUCGAUCACCAAAGGCAGUGUGGCAGAUGGAAAGCUAAAGCUCAAUGAUUGUAUCAGCCGAGUGAAUAAUUUGGAUUGUAGCAAUGUUAGCAAGAGGAUGGUGUUGGAGACUGUACGUUCAGGUGGUGGUGUGGCCAGCAUGGUUGUUCGGAGGCGUCGAAUGGGAGGACGUUGCCUUUAUACCACACAGUUACAUCUGAAUGUUAGUGAACAUGGUCUGACUCUUGAAACUGGAAUCUACAUUUGCAAAAUCAAUCCAGGCUCUUUAGCUGCAAAGGAGGGAAACCUGGCAGUGGGGGAUAGAGUUCUUAGUAUUAAUAACAAACCCAUGGAUGGACUGAAAAGUGCCAGAGAAGCAAUGGCAAUCAUGGAUGAAUCAUGUGAUGUCUUAACCAUAACAACUCUUAAAGGAUCUCUGUCUCCAAUCAAUUCACAUUCUAGUGGUCAGAUUAUUACAUCUGAAGAAGAAAGGGGGUGUUUCAGUAGCUCAAAUUCCACAUCAAAACCAAUAAAAAAAAGCAGUCAGAGAAUGGUGAACAGUUGCUCACAGACUGAUGAAGAGAGAUUCCUAGAAGUUAACAACCAUAGUGCAGCAGAGGAAUUUAUGGACAAAAGAUACUUAAGUAGUGCUUUUGGGGUAAAUGAUCGUGCAAUAUACAAAGUCAGCAAGUCAACAAUGGAGAAGCAAAGCAACUCAGGGGCAUGGGAAAUGAUACAAGAGAAAAUUGACAUUGUUAGAGGUAGGCGACAUUCUAAGGAAAGGAAUCGUGAGAACACAGAUGAAAAGAAACAUCAUCGGAACUCUUCACCUAACACUUUUGAACAGGAAAGAGAUGAUGCAAUUGCUGAACUGGACUCGGUGAUUGAAAGCUAUCAUCGUAAAACUAGUGGCAGUGGGCUCAAACGUAGCAGGAAACGGGGAAAAGAACUUGAAAAAAAUGGUGGUACUUGGCCAAAAGCUCGCAAUGGCCCUGUGAUAGAGAAUGGUACAGGCACCAUCUUGCAUCCUAGGAAGCACAAAGAGAGGUUGCCUCUUUCUGAAUUGUUAAAUAACCCUCCCAAGUACCCUCCUGACACGGUACACUAUUGUUCCAGUGGAGUUUCUGAACAGCCUUCCCGACCUGUUAGUAUAGCUCAUGAUCGGGCAGUGUCCUGCUCAGCAGCAUACAAGGUUCAGGAUUCAAAUUCUGUUAUGCUUUUCAACAAAGCAGGUGGAUUGCUUUGUACUCAGAAGUCAUUCACUCCAACUCCAUUCAAGGAGCUAAUCUGUGAGAACAAGUCUAGCACCGAGUUUAAUCGGGACAGGGAACGAGACAGACUGAGUGUUCUUGCACCUUCUGAUGCUAGUAUUGAUUUCUCUGUCAAGUCUGGGAACAUUGGCAAGGAAGUGCUGGAGUACUAUGCAAAGAAGAAAAGCAGCAAAUAUCCUCCUAGUGACAGCGAGAGCAACAUCAGUCCGGUGGAAUCACUGACACCAUCGCUGCCUUCACACAGUCGCAUCCACUCACAGCUGUAUGGAGUUCCUGCCACCGUACAUCCAUCCUUGGUGAGGUCACUGCCCCACUAUCCCUUCACACCCUUUCACUUAGCACACCCUCACCCUCACCCACAUUCAGACUCAAUGACCACAUCUUUGCCAGCAAGAUAUCCUUCCCCAACACACCUUCCAUCCUCCCAGAGUGGAGAGUCCAUUGGCCUACCGGACUCGAGAUCCUACUGCUUUGAACCACCAUACAGCCCAACUCCACAGAACUUCCAUCACUCACACUCCCCCUCAGUUGAUCUUCAUUACCAUCACAAACCGCGCCCCAUGUUACCAGCUCAUUCUCACCCUGGUUAUCGAGGUAAUGAGGAGAUAAUCUCUGUUGGUUAUCACAGCUAUGAAGGGGGAACAUUUCCUCGCAAAAAAGAAAAUCAGCGGAUCAGAAUCCCUUCUAACCCAAGUGUAACUAGCAAGAGUAGUGCAGGAAAGGUGUCAACAGGAAGCAUUGAAAGGACAUCAGAUCGAGGAAGCCCAAUGCCAACAUUUCAUGUGGAAGUGCUAAGUCCUGGGCACAGGGAAAACAAACGCAACUCUCUACCAGACUACUGCUUUUCACAGAAACCAUCACCUGGUGAGUUACGCCGAGUGCACAUAGACAAAUCGGUUGAACCAUUGGGCAUCCAGAUCUCUUGUUUGGAAAGUGGGGGUGUAUUUGUUUCGACAGUGAGUGAGCAUAGUUUGGCAUCACAGGUUGGCUUGCAGGUUGGAGAUCAACUUCUUGAAGUUUGUGGUAUUAACAUGCGAAGUGCAACAUAUCAACUGGCAGCCAAUGUUCUGCGGCAGUGUGGUAACUCUAUAACAAUGUUGGUGCAGUACAGCCCCGACAAAUAUCAUGAAUUGGAGGGGUCAGUGAGUUCAAGUAGUGAAGAAGGACCAUCCAGAUCUGGAUCUCCAACUCCAUGUAACUCUCCAAAAACACCUCGCAAACCAGCACCUCUCCAGCUGGAGAAACUGUCCCCCUCAUCCAUAUCAAGUCUACGAGGGGCUCCACAGUCUUCACAUGGAACUCUCACUCGCAGCCAGAUAGCACAAGCUGUGUCCACUCUCCAAAGACAAAAUGCUACUGUGAGGAGUCCAGAAGAUCCUAAUAAGUCACCUGUUCAUGAUCAGCGGUUUCUCUUCAUUGAGACUAGAAAAUGCAGCAACCUCGGUAUCAGUUUGGUUGGAGGGAAUGCAGUAGGGAUCUUUGUGCAUAGUGUUCAGCCUGAUUCCUUGGCUUACAACUCAGGAUUGAGAACUGGUGAUCAAAUACUAGAGUACAAUGGAACAGACUUGCGACAUGCUACUGCUGAGGAGGCAGCAUAUGAACUUGCAAAACCUGCUGAUAAAGUGACAGUGCUCGCACAGUACAAUAUGGACCGUUAUAAUGAAGUUAAGGACAAACCAGGAGACAGUUUUUAUAUACGCACUAUGUUUGAUCGUGUUGGAGAUCUUGGUGAUUCGUUACAACUUCGAUUUCGCAAAGAUGAUGUCCUUUAUGUUGAUAACACCAUGUUUAAUGGAGUGCCAGGGCACUGGAGGACCUGGUUAGUAGAUGAAGAUGGUCAUCGGCAGCAGUGUGGAAUUAUACCUAGCAAGUACAAGGUAGAAGAAGAGUUACUUUUGCGCCGCAGUUUGGGUGACUUGGAGGCUGAUGCAAGGCGUGGCUCCACAUCAGCAAGACGUAGUUUUUUUCGUCGGAAAAAACACCAACGCAGCUCAUCUAGAGACUCAAAGGAACUAGCAAGUUUUUCUAACAUUAACCUUGGGUGGUACAGUGAUUCUGGAACUCUGAAUGAGGAGGUGGCUCUUUGCUCAUAUCAGCGUGUUGAAAGGCUCGACUAUCCAGUAUUUAGGCCAGUCCUUAUAAUUGGGCCUCUUGCCGAGUGUGUCACGGAAAAACUCAUCCAGGAUUUUCCUGACAAGUUCACCCGUUGUGUCCCUGAAGUAAUGCACCGCCCUUUGAACAUAAUGGAGAAAGGAAUAUCAGAAAACAUCUUUGUGGACUUCAGAAAAAAAGGCAAUACCUUUGAGUGCACUACUGUUACAGCUGUGAAAGAAAUCUGUGAUAAGAAUAGCCAUUGUAUUUUAGACAUCAGUCUAGCUUCAGUUGAGAGACUCCAUCGUCACCAAAUUUAUCCUAUAGUGUUGCUAAUCAAGUUCAAAUCAACAAAACAAAUAAAAGAGGUGAAGGAUACUCGCUAUUCUAUGGAGAAAGUCUCAGCUAAGGCAGCCAAAGAAAUGUACGAACAUGCCUCUAAGUUGGAGUCUGAAUACCGACAUUACAUUUCAGCUGUGAUCCCUGCAGGGGUAAAUGUGGCAUACAUGUGCACACAGGUCAAAGUUGCUGUUGAUCAGGAACAGAAAAAAACUCUUUGGGUCCCCUGUGGUUCAAUGUGACAGUCAGGAUCUUUCUCGGGUUCUGCCGGGAAAUGUAUUACUGCACUAGAUAUUCACAGAUGGCAGUCCUUAUAGCUUUCUUCACAGGGUGCAGUGUAUAUAGUUUGCAAAAGGAGUACCGUCACAUAGGCUGUAGGGUUGUGUCCUCAUAAAGAAACAUGUGAAAGCAUAAGUCUGUUGUGGUGGCACUAUUUCUUUCUUAAACUGACCAGAUGCAAUGUUAAAGAUCUUACAGGAUACUGGUUUUACUCAAUUAAAUUACAAUCUUAUAUUUAAGAUAAAAUUAAAGAUUUCACAGAAAAAUAAUGUAACAUGUUUCUGUCUGAAUAUUUCAGGUGGAAACACUUAACAUGAUAGUUUCUAGUCAUGAAGACAUAAACAAAAGAAGCAUUACCUUAAGGCACAUUACACCAUUAUCGUCCACUGUCACUUUCUACUCUGCUGUUUGAGUAAUUUUGAAAAAAAAUUAAUACCAACUGGGAGGAUAGGAUACUGACUUUGACUUUUGGUAAGUGUAAGUUGAAACUAAGAGUUCUGAAGGUAAUUUAGGUUCCACUAUUUAACCUGCCACAUGUUCCACCAAUUUUACUCUUAUUUAUUAUUGCUGAUGCAAAUAAUCUUGGAGCAUUUUAAAAUAAAUUGGUGUCAGUAUUAUUUUUUUACAGGAAGUGCCAAAAUAAUAUGAAUUUUCUCUAUACCCUGCACCCUUGAAUAAGCCGUUUCCCGUUUUUCAAUAAUUAAAAAAAAUUAGGGGUAACUUUAAUAAGUAUUAAAAUAUAAAUUUAUAGUAUAAUUUUACAUAAUGUCUAUGCAUGGUACAGUUUAAUUCUUUACAGGGUGAUAUCUGCAGCACAGAAAUGGUGCUUGUUAACAUCUGAACUUUGUUACUUCGCACAGUUUGAAUAUUACUUUCUCAUAGCAAACAUAACUAUGUGAUGUCAAGACAAUAAUUACUUAACAAGUAUUUCAUCUCAGUUUUUUCAUAAUUUAUCAGCUGAGCUCAUCUAAUAAGGGUCAAUGACCCAUAAAUAAUUAUGCUACAUGCCAUUGAGCUCAUAAGAUAUGCCACACUUCUUAAAGCUCCUUUCAGCCAGUAUGGGCAAAAUGCAUGCCAUUACACUUUUUAUUUGCACAGAGCCACUCGGUUUUCUGACUAUUCGACUUUCCUUAUUGGUGUGGGGCUUCCUGUCAUCAUCCAUCAGAUGUAUUGUUCUCUCAGUAUGGCUUUAAAUGAGUGAUUUAUAUGAACAUCCAGUGGUUGCAGUGUUGAUGGUAGUCUACAAGGGAUGAUGAUUUGUAUUUCUGCUUUUGAGGUUAUUUUUUGUUAUUACUAUAGUUGUUAUUUCUUCUGUUAUAUGGCCACAGUACCUCACAGGUUAAUAUUCAUUUGUACACUCAUGCAUUGUAGCUGUGCAUGGCUUGGCAAUGGGUGUUCGAGUUAAGAGGAAGCUUUGUUGCCAUCCUCAUCACAAAUAAGCCACAUGCUGUAGUGUUUGGUUACCUUCCAUUUUUUUAGAAAAAAGUGUGUGCAAGUAUUACAAAAGAAAUGGUAUAUAUGAAAUGUUUACAUUCAGUGCAAGUGCAAACAUGGUACAGUAGAGCACCGAUUAUCCAGGGCCCAGUUUUCUAUUGAGUGGAUUAUCCUUGGUCUCAGAUGUCUUUAAUGUGUAAUUAUAUUUUUCUUAACUAAUUACAACACUGUCUUAUAUUGAGUGGAACUCGACUCAUCACUUCCAUUUAAAAGUUUUUUAUAUAUGUUUUGCAAUGUGAAUAUGUAUGUUUCUAUGUACAAGUUCCUAUUUUUCUUAUAUGGAUGAUGAUAAUUCUAAUAAAAUAUGAUUUGCAUAACCAUGUUUUUCGAUUAUCUGGGCUCCUGCUUCCCCAAGUUACCAUUGAUAAUUGGCACUCUACUGUACUUAAGAGUUAGGACACUAGAACUUCCUCUUCCAUUUAUCUCAUUUCAACAUUUAUCAUUAGAACUGAAAAAGUUUAGGAUUACCAGGUACAGAAGUGACAGUUGCAUGGACAGUAUUGUUAUAUCAGAAAGAUGGGACAUACAGCUUUCCAGUGUUUUGAAUUAUCAGUACAUAUUUGUUAAUAAUUGAAUGAUGUAAAUAACUACAGAACUGAAAACAUUGCAAACUGGCUUCCAUCUGUGAGUUCACUUCAGAAGAUUUAAAAACUUUUUCCAAAUGUACAGCUAAUCUCUUUCCUCGUAAGAAGUAUCCUUGCAAAGUAAAUAAAAAUGUAAGUGACCUGCUGUAUAAAUCUAGUCAACCCAGUUGCUGAGCUGAGGAAGUCAUUAACCAAAUAUUUAUUUAUUUAUUAUUAUUUUGAAAUCUUUAAAGUUUUAAAGAUAUAUGCCUGUGAAACACCAAAUAUGCUGUUUUCUCUGCUCAUUAAUAUUCAAGGUUUAGCCACCCCAGAUAACUGGGUUUUGAAAGGCUACUUUUUUAUGUUAUUGGAUAUAUAUCAGUUUUAAAGUUCAAUAGUUUAUUUUUCUCUUAGUUAACAUGUUCAUAUUUUGGCCCAAAGUAAUUGUCUUAUAAUUUAAAUGGACACAUCUGGAGAUUCUGCAGGUGUGCCGGUACUCCGUAUUGUAGCCUAUAUAUACUAGUGUUGUCUCUACCAAGAGGCAGGAAGAUGUACAGUUGUUUGAGGUAUUGGGUAUGUAUAUAUGGUCUGGGGAGAUUAUGUGCUUAAUGUUGAAAAAGUCUAGUAUAUUCUUUAAUUGCAAGAUGCACUCUUGCUUUUAUUGAUAGGGUACUAUAAAAUGCAAAUAACUAAGCUCUUUCAUCAUCAUGAAAUAUGUCACAUAUUACAAAGAAAUAUCUUAAAUCAGUAGUUAUUAUGGAGCAUAAAAUAUCUUGUGUUAAGUGAGAAUUUUGGUUGCCGUGCUUGCAUUUUGUUAUACAGUGGAUGUUAUCGAUAGGUAUGUUCACAGUUUGAGUGAAUAUUUGUGUUCUCUGUAGUUAUAUCUUUAUAAUGGCAUAAAAAUAAGUCAUGCUCUGUCUAAACUGUUGUCAGUUUUUGUUGCAAAACAGUGACAAUAAUUGAAUUAUAAUAAUGACUGUUUGUAUUCAUCUAAGCCUAGCAACUUCCUUAAAGGUUACCAUAUUGUUUAUGUAGAGUUAUGCGUAUUAAACAAUUGCCAUUUAAUGCUUGAAAGCUUUGGUUGUUGACUUGGAUAAAUUUGCCCCACUUGGCAUUAGAUGCCUGUAGGUCAUGCACACUGUUCGAAUAUGAGCAGGCUGCAGAAAUAAUUUUAUCUUUGGUUAAAGAGGUUUUUUUUAAGGUACUGAAACCAAUCAUAAUCAGGCAUACACAACAGAGGCUUGAAUGAGGUGACUGUUCUUUUAGUAGACUGUAUAAAUACUUGUCAGAGAAGAAGAGGCAAUUAGAUGUGAUAAGAGGGAAAGUGAGAGGGACUACCCAUAAGCUUUUGAAAUAAAAAUUGCAAAUAUUGUAAUCAUCCAGUGAUAAGCGAGCUCUAUAGGAUAAUCAAGGUGCUCAAAAGCAGUUGUUACCGAAGAGUAUUUAUACACCCUGUUUAAUAUCUCAUGUGUCUGUCUUCCUUAUAAACUGUUAUUUAUUUGAAAGGGUGGGUUGACAGUUGUGGAAAUCACUGUCACUAAAACUUAAUUGCUUUUGUUGUUAAUAAACUGUAUGUACCAUACACCAAAUACUUAAUUACACUUUAUAAAGAAAAUAAAUUUGUAAAACUAAUUUUAUGGAUUUUAUAUGUUUAAAAGUAUGUUAAAGGAGAUACAGCCCUGUGCAUUAAUGAUAGUAUGAAACCAUGAAAUUUCUUUUAAGUGUCUAUAGAAAGAUUUCUUUUUUCCUUGGCAGCUUUUCUUUUAAUUUUUGGCACAAUGCAAAUUAACACUAGCAGUCAGUUUUUUAAAUAUAAAAUGGAGAUUUUAACUUUUGAUAUCAGUAUAGGUACAGGUUUAGUAUCAAGUUUAUAUUAGGGUAUGAAUGGUGGUGGUAGUCAUAUGUUAUUACUUGUCUCAAUACUGUGUGUCGUGUAACUGUUCUCUGACUACCAUUACCAGAAUUAGUCUUUCAAACUUUAUUGAAAGGGCUCUUGAAACCCACUUCCUAGUACAUGGAAUAGUCCAUUCAUCGGUGGAGGGGUAUAGGUUCUGCUUUAUGUAGUAUUUUGAACUGAUCAGAUAGCACAAAGAUUCAGAUGAUAUUAUUAUACACAUUUGUUAGAUUUUCUACACUGCAUGACUCUACCACUUAAGAUUAUAAGCUAUAAGAGAGGACAUAUUCCUAUAGUUUCUUAAUAUGUAUAUUUGAAAAAAUGAAAUGCAAUACAAUUAAACAUGGGACUAAGGAAUUGACCUGCCUUGUUAAGACUGACAUUGCUAGAAAGUUGAAGGCACUUGCAAUUUUGUUAUAAAAUGAUGUUAAACUCAAUAUAGACAUCAUUUUCCUUCCUAUACAAAUAUUUAUACAUAUUCACAUACACAGAAUAGAUUUCACUUUUGCUUAUUGUAUAGGAUGUUUUCUGUAUGUUGGUUGUAGUAUCAAAUGAGCAGAAUAUAAUUUAUUAAUCCUGAUGUGUGGAUGUUGUAAGUAUUAAUAUACAGUAUUGUGGUUGUAAGUCAGUCACGGUAGACACUGUAAAUAAUAUGUUUAAAUGUAUGUGAUAGAACAAAUCACUUUUCCAUGUAUAGCAAGUGGAAUUUAAUAAAUACUGGAGAGGAGUCAAUACA